AUGGAAACCCCUGUAAACAAAAUUCCAACAAUUUUGAUAGUUGGAGCAGGUAUAGGUGGACUUAGUUUUUACCAAUCAGCUCGAAAAAAUCUUGACCAGAAAUUUAAUGUUAAAAUAUUCGAUCGAGAGACCAGUCCUCAAGAUCGCUUGACUGAAGCAAUACCGAGUCCAACUCCGAAGGAACAUCAUAGUACAAUGGUUAUUGAUCACGCAGGAAAACUUUUAUUUAGUGCGCCACAACAGAACUUUAAUAUUUAUGAGAUGGAACCUCUUAAACAUGACUUUGCUGGCAUAGUUGCUUAUCGUCAUAUAUUAAGGAAUGUUCUGCUAAAUGGUGUUGAUGUCCAAUGGGGCAAAAAAUGCAUCGGAUAUGAAGAAAGUGAAAAUGGAGUUUGGGCAUUAUUUGAUGAUGGAACCAGGGAAUUUGGAGAUCUAUUAAUCGGUGCAGAUGGAAUUAAUUCACCAAUUCGAAAACAAAUGGUUCCUAACUUAAAAAUUCUUGACCCCGGUGUGACCAGUGUUGAUAUAGAUAUUGUAAUACCAAAAUAUAUGGCAGAUAAAUUAAUGAAAAUUUACAAAAACGCUAUUAUUCAGUGGUCACUUGGUAAAAAUGGAGAUGCGUUUCUUUCAUCGAUGCGUUAUAUACCAAUCAAUGAACCUGAUGAACCACGGUAUAGGCUUAAUUUUGCAUAUCAUUAUCCGACAAUUCUCGAUAUUAAAGAUGAAAAUAAUAAAUUAGUUGACGAUGAUAAUCCAGAAUCAGUUGUUAAACAUACAAUUUUAAGAAUCAAACAAUUACGCCCACCUGGUGAAUUAAGAGAUCUAAUAAUUGAAAUUUUAUCAUUAGCUCUAUACUCUAAUUCAGGAUAUUCUAAAAAAUAUCCAUUUCGAACGUAUAAUCCUAUAAGACGUCGUCAACUUCGUGAUAUUGAUCCACUGUCUGUUCCAGAUUGGAAAGAUGGUAGAACAGUUUUACUAGGAGAUGCAGCUCAUGCUAUGAAUCCGAUAUUAGGAUUAGGUUGGUGUUUAUUAAAGAAUAUUUAG
Molecule: messenger RNA, 1044 nt
Organism: Racocetra fulgida
Lineage: Eukaryota; Fungi; Glomeromycota; Glomeromycetes; Diversisporales; Gigasporaceae
Source: the annotation of a GenBank genome assembly